Messenger RNA from Mycotypha africana, 1359 nucleotides. RefSeq lists its product as uncharacterized. Gene Ontology annotation, molecular function: O-acetyltransferase activity. NCBI's taxonomy places the organism in Eukaryota, Fungi, Mucoromycota, Mucoromycetes, Mucorales, Mycotyphaceae. Bases 1 to 1359 code for a protein of 452 amino acids. The record is from RefSeq and is a predicted model, not a curated record. The transcript is spliced from 2 exons.
AUGCCACAAUUCAUGGAAUCAUCUCGAUGGCGAAGGAUGGGCUGGCUCCGUUUCUUGAUCUAUUUUUUGAUUUUAUUCUUAAUACUUCAUCUAUUUACAAAGUUCACAACAUUAUCAUCUAAUCAAGCAUCAUCACCAACACAACAACAGACGAAAACACCACCUCCCAUCAUAGCCAACGAUGUCACUCUAGACAGCAAUUAUCAAGAACUACGUUUCGAUUUUCCUUGGUACAAAACACCUCACCCAGCUUUAGACGCUUUGCAAAAUCCUCAACAUACUACCACUAAGCUUUCCGAAAAGAAACGUGAUGAGCUCACCAAGAAAAUGAUCGACAGAGCUUUAGAAGUAUUUAGAGUGAACAACAAAAAGAAAAUGAAAUUUGAAGGUAUUUUGGGAUCCGUUUUUAAAGAUCAGAAUUCAACACAAGCUUUUCGUGAUUUGGUCGAUUGUUGGACUACUGGUGAAUGGGUACGCUCAGAUAGCCACUUUAUUAUGCCUCACUUCCAAGAUGCUAUUUACGGCAAAUGCGAUAAGAGAUUCAGAAAAGAAGGCGGUCAAGAAGGAGAAUAUCGUGAUGCUGUCAAGUGGGUGUGGAAAUCCAAGUGUGAUGUUCAAAUGCCAUUUCAACGCGAACGAUUAUGUGAUGUUUUGCGCGGAAGACAUAUAUUGCUGGUAGGUGAUUUGGUACAUUAUCAAAUGCAUGAGGUGCUUUUGGAUAGUAUGCGUAAUGGUCCCACAGUUUGUUUCGGUGAAUUGAAUUGUAAAGAUCACACACUUUGUGAAGCAGAGCCCAAAGUCAAUAUGCGUUACUUACGUAACGAUCUUUUAUCCGUUCGCCAAAAGAUGUAUCAAAAUCAUGGUCAUCCAAAAGCCGACGUUAUUGAAUGGCCUUUUACUCAAACCACUAUUCUAAGAACUUACCCUAUUGUUAUUCUCAGCCGUGGCCUUGUGCACGAGAGUGAUGAAGCCUUUAUUGAUGGCCUUGUUGAUGCCAUUCAAACCAUUCGUAAACAAUACCCUAAAACACUUGUCAUUUACCGUUCAACCAGUAUUGGCCAUCCUUAUUGCGACGAUGCUACAGGUCCCCUCAAAAAACCUCUCUCUGAUAAAGAACUGAAACGAUUACCUUUUGGUUGGAGUGAGCUCAAACGUCGAAAUCAAAUUGCUCGUGCUAUCGUCGAAGCAGCCGGUGGUUUAUUUGUAGAUCUAGCAGCUUUGGAAGAUCUCAGACCAGAUGGUCACAUUGGUGGUAAUGAUUGCUUGAGAUAUUGUAUACCUGGUCCUCUGGAUAGUGAGAUUCAAAUUCUAUAUCAAAUCUUUUUGGGUUUGGAAGGUAAAAUCCCCUUGAAACAGUAA